This is a messenger RNA of Thermothielavioides terrestris NRRL 8126, 2105 nucleotides long. RefSeq lists its product as uncharacterized. The transcript is spliced from 2 exons. NCBI's taxonomy places the organism in Eukaryota, Fungi, Ascomycota, Sordariomycetes, Sordariales, Chaetomiaceae. Gene Ontology annotation, cellular component: mitochondrion. The record is from RefSeq and is a predicted model, not a curated record. The coding region runs from base 87 to 2009 and encodes 640 amino acids. Gene Ontology annotation, molecular function: 5-aminolevulinate synthase activity; pyridoxal phosphate binding. Gene Ontology annotation, biological process: heme biosynthetic process.
GCGCUUCGAUCCCAUCCCAUCCAACAACGCCGGCUGCGAAGAUCGCAAUUGAAUUGAAUCGACCAAGUCUACUCCAUUCAACCACCAUGGACGCCGUUCUGCGCCAGUCCAAGGCUGUGUGUCCCUUCAUGAGGAAUGCCACUGCCGCGGGGCUCCGUGCAAUGUCAACGGCCACUCCGGCAUUGACCUCCCCCUGCGGCGGCGCCAUGUCCAAGCUGCAGGUGCUUGCCCGCCGCUGCCCGGUGAUGGGCAAGGCCAUGGCCAUCCAGUCGGCUCGCAUUGGCCAUGCCGCUGCCUUCCCUGGCGUUUCCGGCAAGGCCGCCAUGUCCACGUUCCCCGGCCACGCGAAGACCGCCAAGGCGAAGCUGCACACCAGCAGCGCGCAGGAGGCCCAAGCCGUUGACUCCUCCGUGUUCGCCGGCCGUGAUAAGGUCCAGCUGCCUCCUCGCCUUCCGACUAAGCAGCACGCCAGCGCCAACCCUACGACUGCCACGCACACCUGCCCGGCUGGCGCGCAUACGGCCAAGUUCGACUACGAGGGCUUCUACGCCCGCGAGCUGGAGAAGAAGCACAAAGACAAGUCGUACCGCUACUUCAACAACAUCAACCGUCUGGCCAAGGAGUUUCCCCGCGCCCACAUGGCUAGCAAGGAAGAAAAGGUCACGGUUUGGUGCGCCAAUGACUACCUGGGCAUGGGCCGCCACCCGCAGGUCCUGAAGGUCAUGCACGAGACCCUCGACGAGUACGGUGCCGGCGCUGGCGGCACGCGCAACAUUUCCGGCCACAACAAGCACGCGGUCGAGCUCGAGCAGACCAUUGCUAAGCUUCACGCCAAGGAAGCCGCGCUGGUCUUCAGCUCCUGCUACGUGGCCAACGACGCGACUCUGGCCACGCUCGGCAGCAAGAUGCCCGAUUGCGUCAUCCUCUCGGACAGCCUGAACCACGCGUCGAUGAUCCAGGGGAUCCGCCACUCGGGCGCGAGGAAAAUCAUCUUCAAACACAAUGACGUGCAGGAUCUGGAGGAGAAGCUGGCAUCGCUGCCUCUCCACGUCCCCAAGAUCAUUGCUUUCGAGUCGGUGUACAGCAUGUGCGGCUCCAUCGGCCCGAUCGAGGAGAUUUGCGACCUUGCCGAGAAGUACGGCGCUAUUACCUUCCUCGACGAGGUUCACGCGGUCGGCAUGUACGGCCCGCACGGCGCGGGCGUGGCUGAGCACCUCGACUACGAGGCGCACGCUCAGGGGCGACCUCGCGGCACCAUCAUGGACCGCGUCGACAUCAUCACCGGCACGCUGGGCAAGGCCUACGGCUGCGUGGGCGGCUACAUUGCCGGCAGUGCCAAGCUAGUCGACACUGUCCGUUCGCUCGCACCGGGCUUCAUCUUCACCACCUCGCUCCCCCCCGCCGUCAUGGCUGGUGCCCGCACAGCCAUCGAGUACCAGAUGGAGCACCAGGGCGACCGCCGCCUGCAGCAGCUGCACACGCGCGCCGUCAAGGAAGCGCUCCGUGAACGCGACAUUCCCGUGAUCCCUAACCCGAGCCACAUUGUGCCCAUCUUGGUGGGCGAUGCCGAACUGGCCAAGCAAGCGAGCGACAAGCUGCUGCAGGACCACGGCAUCUACGUGCAGAGCAUCAACUACCCGACGGUGCCCGUCGGCCAGGAGCGCCUGCGCAUCACGCCGACGCCAGGCCACACCAAGGAGUACCGCGAGGAACUCGUCAACGCCAUCGAGACCAUCUGGACCGAACUCGGCAUCAAGCGCACCAGCGACUGGGCCGCCGAGGGUGGCUUCAUCGGCGUCGGCGUGCCGGAUGCGCCGGCCGACGAGCCGCUCUGGACCGACGAGCAGCUGGGCAUCGCCGAAGCGGCCCGGAUGCUGCUUCAGGCUGCCGAGGCGGAGCGGGCGCUCCAGAACCGCGCUGCUUCCGGGUCCGCGCUGACGGGCGGGCUGACCGAGAGGCUCUUGGAGAGAGAGAUGGAGGGGCUGAGGAGCGUCAGCGUCUCUGCUUAGGCUGCUUCUUCUUAGCUAGCCUCUGUCAGGCGCACCGUCUCUUCUGCUCGUUUCCACUUCGGAGCGAAUCAGAGAACGCUCUCUUCUCUUCUCUGC